This is a messenger RNA of Gryllus bimaculatus (two-spotted cricket), 846 nucleotides long. The record is from the annotation of a GenBank genome assembly. NCBI's taxonomy places the organism in Eukaryota, Metazoa, Arthropoda, Insecta, Orthoptera, Gryllidae.
AUGCUUGUGGAAGAAAGUACAUCAAAUCAGCUCCCUGUUGCUUUGGAAGAAUUGAUCUUAUCUCUUAAACAAAACAGUACAUGUGCUGUACGUGAUUUGAAUAAGCAUGAUCUAAUUGUAUGUGUUCUUUGUGCUUUGAUGAAAGAGUGUGAUCUACAGCCUCUUCUCAUUCCACAAGCUUCGGAUACAAAGAAAACUUCAAAUGAAACAGAUGUCCUUCCUGUUCGGAGCUUACCUAAUAUCUGGAAAAAUAACAGUACUCACCACUACAACAUCUCUUUUGUCUUGGGUCACUUCCUUAAAAAUAGGUUUCGAUUUAUUGGUAUUCCAUCUAAAGAUUCCUUAAUAGUAAAUGUUAUUAUAUGUGGGCUGCCACAACAAUGUUACUCCAUGAGUAUUGUGUGUGAUGAUUAUGUUCGAAUUAAAGAUAAAAGCUGGGAUUCUGUUGCAUCUGUCUUCUUCAAUCUGAGAGAUUUGUCUGUAAAGUUCAAGAACUCAAUUGCUCACCCAGUCAGAUCUGCAGUCCUAAAUGAAGAAGGUAUUCUCAAUGCUUCUCUUUUGGGUAUUCCUUAUGAAAUUCAAUUAAAAAUUCUUGGUUACUUAAAUAUUAAAGAGCUUGCUCAAAUAGCUCAGACGUGCCAGUAUUUCAGCUAUCUGUCAAAAGAUCAAAGGAUAUGGAAAGAUAUAGCUCGCACUGUGAUGACAAAAAGUGAAAUAGAGACAAUUGAGUGGAGUGGAUUAGGAGAGAGAAGUAUUGACUGGAAGAAAGAAUGCAGAGAAGCUCUGAGAAGAAGAUGCAAGUUCUUUCAUAUUCGUAAAAUUCGCAGAUGUGUACUCAAGUCAUAA